CUGAUUUUUACCCUUUCGGGAACUAUGCUCUUUGAUUUACAACCUGAUUAGACUGUAAAAGAACUUGCUCCUUCCCACCUUCCAUCCGAUUGGUUAAGAAUCAAAGCACUCCUCAAUCCAUUGGCUGAUGGUUGCUUCAAUAUAUCUACGUUCCUAAUGCAUCGCCCCUGAGCAAAAAGCUGCUGCUUCACUGACUGUGACGGGAAUGUCCUUCCCUGGCGCAUUAGAUGCUUACGGGUAAUACAUCCACAAUCAGACAUUGGGCGAGUGUGCAGUACAAGCUCAAGAGUGGAUAACAACAGAUCGCUCCUCAGCAUGCCCUGAGCUGGCUGAUCUCAGACCAGAGACGAGACCUUGUUUAGGCUGAAUGUGAAGGAGCUUCCGAGAGCUGUGGCCUGAAGGCAUUUCAAUUUCUGAGAUGUCAGUCAAACGAGCAGAAGGGAUGUCCAUCGCCCAGGCUUUGGCCAUGACUGUAGCUGAGAUACCAGUGUUUCUCUAUUCCACAUUUGGGCAGUCCAUAUUUUCUCAGCUAAAACUUACUCCGAACUUGAAGAAGGUGCUGUUUGCCACAGCACUGGGCAGUGUGGCUCUGGCUCUCACCGCUCAUCAACUGAAAAGGCGGGGGAGAAAAAGGAAGCAGGUAGCACAAGGGAAGGAGGGGCAGAAGACAGUGGGAAUACCUGCGGCACUGAUAAGGACAGGAAGACCCUCAUCAUUGAAGAGAGGCCCGUUUACUGGCCGACAGAUGAUUAGUCCCAGCACUCGGAGCAAUGACACCAUGAGUGGAAUUUCUUCCCUGGCCCCCAGUAAACACUCAAGUUCCUCACACAGCCUGGCAUCUACGCGGGUCCCCAACUCUCCAAAUCAAUCUGCCAAUCCAUCCACCCCCUGGGAAGCGGAGCCUGUGGUAGAAGAGUCGGGGGCAAUAGAGGAUGCUAAUGCAGAUAAUCUCUAUAUAAUGGGAAUGGAGCUGUUUGAGGAAGCUCUACGAAAGUGGGAACAGGCGCUGAACAUUCGGCCUCACACAGACUCGACCUCCAGCAACAACAGCCUCGCUCUGCAAGGGGCAGCGUGUGGAGACUUUUCUAUGGUUGAAACCCGUAAUAAAGGUUUUGCUGAGAAGUUGGAGACACUACUGCACAGGGCAUACCACCUACAAGAGGACUUUGGCAGCAGUAUCCCAACAGACAGUGUGCUGGCAGACUUUGUCAGAGUUUGUGGUGUUCCUUUGGCAGAGAGUGAGGGAACUCUUAUCUUACCUCAUGUGGAGAGUUUCCAUAGACUGCAAGAUGAUGAUGCGACUACUGUUACCUCUGACCAAUCCUUCUUCUCGGCUGCAGAGCUGUUUGAUGCCAUGUCUUUAGAAGAUGUCUACCAGCCACUUAAGCCAGCAGCUCUCUAUGAAGAAGCCUUGUCUCUGGUCCGGGAGGGCAAAGUGUCCUAUAGGUCCCUGAGAACUGACUUACUUGAAUGUUUUGGUGACCAGGACUUCCUUGCCAAACUUCAAUGUGUGAGACAAGCAUUCCAGCUUCUGUUGCUUGAUGAAACUCACCGCACAUUUUUCAUGGAGACCGGGAAGCAAAUGAUUGUAGGGUUGAUGGUGAAGGCAAACAAGAGUCCCAACGCCUUCCUGGAGAGCUAUGAAGACAUGCUGCUUUACACUAAGAGAGAAGAAACGUGGCCCGUCACUAAGAUGGAACUGGAGGGCCGAGGGGUGGUGUGUAUGAACUUUUUUGACAUUGUGUUGGACUUCAUCCUGAUGGAUGCAUUUGAAGACCUGGAGAACCCUCCCUCUUCUGUUGUAGCUGUGUUGAGGAACCGUUGGCUCUCUGACAGCUUUAAAGAGACGGCUCUGGCAACUGCUUGCUGGUCUGUCCUAAAAGCAAAAAGGCGUCUUCUUAUGGUUCCUGAUGGUUUUAUCUCCCACUUCUAUGCCAUAUCCGAACAUGUCAGCCCAGUUUUAGCUUUUGGGUUUUUGGGCCCCAGACAGCACCUAAGUGAAGUUUGCACUAUUUUCAAGCAACAAAUCGUGCAGUACCUGAAAGAUAUGUUUGAUCAUGACAAGGUGCGCUUCACCUCUGCUCAGUGCUUGGCUGAGGACAUCCUGAGCCUUUCGCACCGCCGGAGUGAGAUUUUAUUGGGGUAUCUGGGAAUCAAUAACCUGGAGCUUAAUGGUGCCCCGCCAAGAAACACAGAAGGCUCUUCCGGGCCAGUCUAAGACAACUAGACUCACUAAGGGCUUCACUGGGCUUGUACAGGCCAAUUGCACUGGGCUGACCAGUAAGAAAUGGCAGGCACUCGCAGCUCUACACUCAUUCUGUAACUACAUUAAGACUGGAUAGAAUCAUGCUCCUGCGACACACUGAGAACCAGCAUCCGUCACUGAUUUGUGUCCAUCAAACACAACUUACUGUGAGAGGAUACAUUUUCACCAGAUUUACAGUAUCUAUGGUACUGAGGGAGACCAGUUGGAUAACAAGAUUCCAUCUCUUGUUUGUUAUCAGCUGCUAUGUUGCGUGUCACGAAUGCCUACUGUAGUCAUGUAACCUCAGACAUGUGAGGACUUGUCUUUGGCUUGUUUGGCGACAUGGAUACUUUCUAAAAACACACCUAAAUGAAUGGCUCCCAACACAUGAAGACUGGGCCUUUUACUUUAUUAAUUCGAUCGAGUCUCUUCAGAGAACCAGUGGUUGCAUUGUGAUCUUCCAUUCAUCUCACUUCUGGGAUAUCAUAGUCUUCAAUAUUGUGUGAAAAGAAAUGGUGCGAGAGUCUGUCGCCAAAAUCGUUUGUAUCUUUUAUAUUAAAGGGGGAAGGAUAUUUGUUAAAUCCGUGAUCAUUUUUGACUGGCUUGGCAAGCUAAGACUUAAAGGAUGUAAUGGAUUUGUCUCCUCAUUGAUUGUUAUUGUAUCCUCUUAAAUCUGAAGAAGUAUUUAUUCCCAUUUGCUUGAAUUAAGCAUGCUAAGAUGUCACAUAUCCAAGAGACAUGCAAGAAAACUUUGUGUCGAAUUAGUGAAGGGUGUUAACAUGUUACUCAAAUAGAAGUUGAAUAAUCCCAAAAUCUAUAUCUUGACCACAGAUGUGUUCUUAGUCAAAGUGGACAUAGUGGGCAUCCAGCUGUGACGCAAAUAGUUCUCUAAUUCACAGUGAUCACUAAGAUCUGAUCGGACAAAGGAUGACAUGAAUAUUACCAGUUGUAAGUGCUAUAGAGGCACUAAAAGAAACUUCCAACUGACAACACAAUACCAGGUGCGACAGCAUCUAUCUGAAUACCAUCACACAGACGAGUAGAGCCAGAAAGCAAGUCUAAAACAGUUUAACACAUAAGUGCUCUCAGGGGGUAAACAGUAACCCAAUUUUAAGAUAUCUGUUGCAUUGUGACUGACAAACUCAAUGUUUUUUCCCUUCAAAUACUUAUUAUCGUUUGUUAAUUGGUUGAGCAACAUGAAUUACAUCCAGAUGUAUGGGCCUAAAUUGUACAACUUAAGCUUUAAUUCCCGAAUAAAAAAUUGUGAAUGUUUUUUUAAGGAAAAAGUACCCAAUCACAAGAUAUAUAAAUCAGUGUUUUCAAUGUAAAAUUUAGAACAAUAGUACUACUUGGAUAUGGAUGUUCUUCUUAUCUUAAAGGUUACUGGAUAAAAUAAGUAUGAAAUGGAUAAUGAAUGAGUAACAAAUCUGCUGUUUUCACCCAAUGGGACCAUGGGUGACACAGGUGUCACUUAAGACAGACCGGUGGGUUCACAAAGUGCACACAGUCAUCUAACACUUUCAGAGAGUUUGUCGAGAACACAUUCUCCGUGUUCUAAUGGAGUAGAAACACACGUGGAUAUUUUCCAUCACCUCUAAGUCAAACAGUGCCAUCUACUAAUCUUAGUAAGGAUACAUAUAGUUGUUUUGUUUCAUGAAGACCUGUGUUGAAAAACCGCGCAUUGUACAGCCAGGCUGUAACUUACAUAAGUGCACUGAUGAUGAUAACCCCUCAUUUUCUCGUUGUUUUCCCAAUACUGUGAAUUUGUUGGAGCAUAGAGACACUGAAGGGGCACUACGAUGCCAAGUUAUUAUUAUUAUUAUUAUUAUUAUUAUUAUUAUUAGAUUGAGUUUUUUUCUGCUGAUCCAAACAACUCCACAAUUUUAAAAGCAGAUGUGUUAUGUAGACGGUAGUUUAACUGUUUGAAACUAUCAACAACUAAAUGAUCUUAAUGAAAUUCGAUUUAAAAGAUUAUUUAUUAUUAAUGGUGCCAGUAGAUCAGUUUGUAUGCUAAUGGUUGCCUGGUUGCACGAGAAAAAGGAAUGCAUUUCUGUCCAAUCAUUUUUCGGUUUCAUAUAUCUUUCAAUAGUGUUGUCAUGCAAAUUAGCAGUUCUUUGUGAUUCCUAAUCGUUUAAGAGUGUUUUGUGGUCUUUAUCCAAAUCCUGCUCUUGUUGCAACACGUCACUGAAAAUCAAAGCUCAGAAAAGUCACAUGUUGCAAUACAAUACCAUUGUGUUCUCCAGCACUGUAGGGUGUUUUCUGUUGCCGUCUACCAUUUACUUCCAAAUGUAAAUGGAGCUUUUACAGAAAAAAGAUUUAGUUCUUUGUUCUGCAACCAUGCACUUUGUGUUUUUAAGCAUUUUGCACUUUAUCAGAAAACCAGAAAGAUACAACAACCCCUUUUAAAUCAUCUGUUUUAGAGUUUAACUGUACAAACAUAUUGAAUUUCUUAUUGCAUCAGAACUGACAUUUUAUUGACAACAUGUAGCGUAAAUGCUGUAUAGUAAAGAAACUAUCUUUCCCAGAAAACUAUUUUAUGGAAACUGUUUAUUCUGGUUACUUUCCAAAGCUUUAGUUUUUUUUAGUUUCCAUCUUAGAAAUUUUAACUUUUGACUGCUUGUGGUCCAAUAUAUUCUUCCAUGUUUGAGUCCUGCUAUUGUAGACUAUCAAGUAUAUUUGCAACAGUAUGUAUUAUGCAGGUAAAUGCAAUUAUG
Molecule: messenger RNA, 4959 nt
Organism: Etheostoma cragini (Arkansas darter)
Lineage: Eukaryota; Metazoa; Chordata; Actinopteri; Perciformes; Percidae
Gene: miga2
Product: mitoguardin 2
Exons: 16
Coding region: 419-2218 (599 amino acids)
Biological process (GO): mitochondrial fusion
Source: RefSeq, a predicted model, not a curated record